CUCUAUACCAGCACGUCCCACAGACGCCUGCCUCUGUCUGAGCUCCCCUUUCAGGAUAUGAGGCUUUCUCUCCUGGAGCCGUGACAGCGAUGGACACCUAUACACAGUAGAGGACACGAGUCAUCCGUACAACAAAAGGCCCUCUCCACGCUGCUAUGUCUGGGAUGGGGAGCCAAGUGGAGGAGCUGAAUGGAACUGACCUGUCUGGAGAGAGCUUUGUGAGGUUCAGCCCCACCUCCCUCUCCACCGGUGCCGCCGCAGCCACGUCUGGCCGCACAGAGAGCGUCUACAUCUACGUCUCCAUCUUCCUCAGCCUGCUGUUCUUCCUCCUCACCCUCCUCAUCAUCGCCCUACACAGGCUGAAGAACAUCAUCUCAUCCAGCUCGUCGUUUCCGGAAUGCAGCAGUGAGGCAGGAAGCUCUUUCACUAACAUGGAGAUCUGUAGUCUGUCUUCACAGAGGUCUACAGUAUCUUCACUCUCCUGCUGAAGGGAUAUGGACACAGACAAGCACACGCUCAUAACAAAUACAUUACGCUACAGGUUAUAUCGAAUAAGGACUUUUAACAUGAAGUAACGUGAUAAUUCUUAAACUGACAGCUGACAGCAGCAUUACCGUGUAUGUACAGAAAGACUUUGAAUAAAAAAGUUUCAAAGGUGA
This is a messenger RNA of Pygocentrus nattereri (red-bellied piranha), 659 nucleotides long. RefSeq names its product serine-rich and transmembrane domain-containing protein 1. The transcript is spliced from 2 exons. Lineage: Eukaryota; Metazoa; Chordata; Actinopteri; Characiformes; Serrasalmidae. The coding region runs from base 156 to 488 and encodes 110 amino acids. Gene Ontology annotation, cellular component: intracellular membrane-bounded organelle. The record is from RefSeq and is a predicted model, not a curated record.